AAUUUUACAAUAUCCUACAAGAAAUACAAACUGGAAACUUAUCAGAACAAUCCAAAGAUAUCAUCCAGUCAAAAAUCAACCUCAAUAUCGACCUUAACAAAUUUUCUAAUACUACUCACAUAGUACCAACUCGACAAGCCACAUUUCGAAACCUAAAUGAAAACUACUCAAUAUCCAACUUCAAAUACUCAACAAAUCUACCUCAAUCUGUACAUCUACAAGAAGGUGCAUGUGUAAUGUUUCUAAACAACAAACUAUUCGAAUCAAAAAUCUGCAACAGAACCAUAGGAAUCAUAACAAAAAUUAUUGACAAUCAAAAUAUUGAAGUCACCUUCCCAACUCUUACUGCUAUAAAUAAAGUAAUAGUUCAAAAAGAAACUGCUUAUUUCGAAAUUUAUGGUAAAAGAGCAUCCAGACAACAAUUCCCAAUUCAAAACGCUUUUGCACUCACUGCCCAUAAAGUGCAAGGGCUAACUCUACCACACAUAACCACUAGUAUCGAUGAUUCCAUAUUCACUGAAGGUCAAGCUUAUGUCGCAAUGAGUCGCGCAACUUCUU
Molecule: messenger RNA, 558 nt
Organism: Ambispora leptoticha
Lineage: Eukaryota; Fungi; Glomeromycota; Glomeromycetes; Archaeosporales; Ambisporaceae
Source: the annotation of a GenBank genome assembly